AUGAGCCUCCUCGACGCGCUAUGCUGUCUGCUCGCACUGCUGUUGCUACGGCUGUCGACGGCGCAAGCAUCCGGCUUGCAAAAGAGCCGGCCGGCGAAUGGAACCGUUCCCUCCUCCGCCACGCUUGCCGGUUGUCGGAAGAGCUGCGGCAACCUGAGCUUUGAGUACCCUUUCGGCAUCGGCGCCGGCUGCUUCCGGGACCCGGACUUCGAGCUCAUAUGCGACAACCACAACACCACGCAGGCCCCCAUGCUCUUCCUGCACGACGGCAUCACCAAGGUACACAUGGACAUCAACGCUACUACCCACUGGAAGAUGAGCAUGAGCAACACUGAAUUGCAAAUCAAUAAUGAAUUUCUAGUAUCAUUUUCCCGUACCAUCUAUUUGAGACCGGACGUCCACAUAUACCACAUCUCAUGGUAUCCUGGGAGAUCUUUCCGUUUUCUCGCCAUGGAACCAGGCAUCAUAGGCUGCGACUUCGACGUCAGCAUGCUCGAAGAUUCCACACAAACGAUGGUGCGACGGUGCACAGUUACAUGCCCCAGCAGAAAUACCACGGCCGAUGAGGACGGUGGACGGAACUGCAACAACACAAGAGGAUGCUGCUCCUUCAUGGUUACUGAUGUUGGCGCCACCGUCCGGCUCAAGUUCGUACGCCGCCCAAGGACAGGAGGGAAGCAUGAAUCUCAAGGGCACAACAGCCGAAGCUCCAUCCAGGAUAAAAUCCAUGUUAGCAUUCGAGCUAGUCUGUCGUGGGGUGUCGUGGACGAUCAACUCACAUCGCCUGGAAGCUUCCAAAAUAGAACAGAUUAUGCAUGUCUCAGCAACCACAGUGGAGAAGCACCGCAAAUUUCAGCAUCACCCUACUACUUUUAUAAUUACUUUUAUAAUUGUCAGUGCGACAAUGGUUACCAAGGCAAUGCCUACAUAGCCGAUGGCUGCUCACGCGACAAAGGGUACAGACAAUUACAACAGAAGACUAACUGCUCUAGAUGGUGCGGGAACAUAAGUAUUCCGUUCCCUUUCGGCCUAGGACGCAGGUGUUCUGCAAGGAUGUCGUUCCAGCUAAAAUGUGCAAAUUCAACGACGUCCACACUAAAUUUCUAUGCACCGAGCUUCACGGAAAAGCAUAUUGAAUACAUAAAUAUCAACGAGGGGCUAGUUGGUAUUACGGCCUCAACCUAUACUGAAGGUCAAACUACUUUCAUUGUAAGAGAGGACCCUGCGCUCUACAUUGGCUUAGGGAUAUCAACAUCUUUCCGAUGGGCCGUCGCCAAUUUAACAUGCCAGGAAGCUCAAGAGGACUUAACAAGAUAUGCAUGUGUUAGUACUAAUAGCACAUGUUUGAUUGUCAACUCGAGACAAGGAUACCCUGCCGGUUACCGUUGCAAAUGUAUGGCUGGCUAUGAGGGGAAUCCAUAUAUCACAACCGGGUGUCAAGAUAUUGAUGAGUGCAAGGCGCCGGGUAUUUGUAAAGAAAUCUGUAAUAACAUUAUGGGAAGCUACUAUUGCACCGAAUGUUCUGGUAAAACAACGUAUGACACUACAACAAUGAGGUGCAUAUCCAUAAAAAGCCAAAAUCUUGUAGUAGGUAUUACCAUCGGGAUUAGUGUUGGCCUCGGUGUUCUACUUCUUAUCUUGAGUGUUACAGUUCUCAUCCGCAGAUGGAAAAGAGGCAUCCAAAAAAAACUUCGUGGAAAGUACUUCCGAAAGAACCAAGGCCUCCUACUGGAACAACUAAUUUCAUCGGAUGAAAACGCAAGUGACAGGACCAAGAUUUUUUCCUUGGCAGAGCUAGAAAAGGCAACAAAUAACUUUGACUCCACACGUGUUGUUGGUCGCGGAGGGCAUGGCAUGGUGUACAAAGGUAUAUUAUCUGACCAGCGGGUAGUAGCCAUAAAAAAAUCUAAAGUUAUUGAGCAAGUUGAGAUUACUCAGUUCAUCAACGAGGUCGCUAUCCUCUCGCAAAUAAACCACCGUAAUAUUGUCAUGCUGUUUGGAUGUUGUCUUGAGACGGAAGUCCCACUACUAGUAUAUGACUUCAUCCCAAAUGGUUCACUAUUUGGAAUCCUCCAUGCUAACCCAACCAACGACUCCAUGUUGUCCUGGAAUGAUUGCUUGAGAAUUGCUACAGAAGCUGUCGGCGCACUUUAUUACCUCCACUCAGCUGCUUCAGUAUCAAUCUUUCAUCGAGAUGUCAAGUCCACGAACAUACUCUUGGAUGGAAAUUACACGGCGAAAGUAUCUGAUUUUGGUGCUUCAAGAUUGGUUCCAAUUGAUCAAACUCACGUGGUUACAAAUAUACAAGGCACCUUUGGAUACUUGGAUCCGGAGUAUUACCACACGGGCAUACUAAAUGAGAAGAGUGAUGUUUAUAGCUUUGGUGUAGUACUUGUAGAGUUGCUUCUAAGAAAAAAGCCUAUUUUUACAAGUGACUCUGGGAUAAAGCAGAAUUUAUCCAACUACUUCCUUUCUACGAUGAAUGAGAAACCACUUGCAGAAAUAGUUGAUGCUCAAGUGCUGGAGGAGGCAACAGAGGAAGAAAUUCAUGAUGUCGCUGCUCUUGCAGAGACUUGCUUGCGGCUCCGAGGCGAUGAGAGGCCUACUAUGAAACAAGUGGAGAUGAUAUUGCAGGCUGUGCGAUCCAAAAGGUUGAGAUCGUGUCAGGUUGCUCCAAGAAAUGAAAGUAUGCAACCAUUCUUAUGUGGACAAAGCCAGGUCACACGUCGGCCGGUGAUUGCUGACAGAGCUAACUCGGCUUCUGAAAUGAGCCAUAAUUGCUACAACCUGGAGCAAGAGUUUAUGGCGUCGGCGACCCUACCACGCUAG
This is a messenger RNA of Triticum turgidum subsp. durum (durum wheat), 2829 nucleotides long. The record is from the annotation of a GenBank genome assembly. Lineage: Eukaryota; Viridiplantae; Streptophyta; Magnoliopsida; Poales; Poaceae.